Molecule: messenger RNA, 693 nt
Organism: Brassica napus (rape)
Lineage: Eukaryota; Viridiplantae; Streptophyta; Magnoliopsida; Brassicales; Brassicaceae
Product: probable histone H2A.5
Exons: 2
Coding region: 77-550 (157 amino acids)
Cellular component (GO): nucleosome
Molecular function (GO): protein heterodimerization activity; DNA binding; structural constituent of chromatin
Source: RefSeq, a predicted model, not a curated record
GUUGCUAUGACCUCAUUACACAAACAGUACACUCAACUCUCUUUAGAUCCGUUUAUUAAAAAAAAACAAAAUCCCGAUGGAGUCAUCAGCAGCAGCAACCAAGCCAGCGAGAGGUGGAAGAAGGGGAGGAGACCGCAAGAAGAGCGUCUCCAAGUCCGUCAAAGCCGGUCUCCAGUUCCCCGUCGGUCGUAUCGCUCGUUACCUUAAGAAAGGCCGUUACGCGGUCAGGUACGGCUCCGGCGCUCCGGUCUACCUCGCCGCUGUUCUCGAGUACCUCGCCGCCGAGGUUCUUGAGCUAGCUGGAAACGCGGCGAGGGAUAACAAGAAGAACAGGAUAAACCCGAGGCAUCUUUGUUUGGCGAUAAGGAACGAUGAGGAGCUGGGGAAGCUGUUGCACGGUGUGACGAUAGCGAGUGGCGGUGUGCUUCCGAAUAUCAACCCGGUUCUGCUUCCUAAGAGGACUGCUGGUUCGUCUCAAGGUGAGAAAGUGAAAGCAGAGAAAGUGAAAGCUUCUUCGCCGGCUAAGAAGCUUUCUCCCAAGAAGGGUUGAAAACGGUGUCGCUUUGUUUUGUUUAGGGUUUCUCAUUAAUGUUAUUUAUGUUUUUAUACAUUUGUAAUGAAGGAAUCUACUUCUCUGGGUAUGUUUCUGAGUUUCUGUCUAAUCAAAUAAAAUAAAUAAAAUAUCUUUCUGGA